AUGUCAUGCUGGUGCAAAGCUCGCACUUGUCCCGACAUUCUCCGUCACGUGCCGGCAUUCACGGUACAGGCACGACAGUGUUGUGCGAGCGUCUGGCCACCCUGCACCAUCCCGCUGUUCUGCAUCCGGCGGCCACGAAUUUCACGCUUCCGUCGAUAUUUCCUGCGCGGCGAUAUACCGGUCUCGCGCGAGUACGGACCACGGUGUGUGAAGCACUUCAUCAAGUGGCACACACCGCCCGAACAGCUUAACUAUCAGCGCUAUUUGCCACUGUUCUUCGAUGGGUUGUGCGAGUCCACGUUUCCGUACCGAGAAUUUGCACGCCACGGUGUGUGCGACCUGCUGGGAGUUGGCACCGAACGGCAGAUAUUCCAAACCAUCCCCCUGCUGAUACUGCCGAUGCGCGAGGCGUUGAAUACGAGAAAUCCGGACAUUAUAAUUGCAACAUUAAGAGCGUUACAGCAGCUGCUACGAGUCGGUCCUUCGAUUGGAAUAGCUUUGGUUCCGUACUACAGACAGUUGCUCCCGACGUUGAACCUCUACAAACAGCGACGUGUGAAUAUAGGCGAUCGUAUUGACUUUCGCGGCGGUCGACGGAUCGGUGAUGUGGUCAACGUUACCCUCGAGCAGUUGGAACAAUGCGGAGGACCGGACGCAUAUCUGAACAUUAAGUACAUGGUGCCAACAUACGAAAGUUGUGUCUAUAAUCGAUGA
This is a messenger RNA of Anopheles marshallii, 714 nucleotides long. Its product is annotated as parkin coregulated gene protein-like. The record is from RefSeq and is a predicted model, not a curated record. Lineage: Eukaryota; Metazoa; Arthropoda; Insecta; Diptera; Culicidae. The transcript is spliced from 4 exons. Gene Ontology annotation, molecular function: Hsp90 protein binding; Hsp70 protein binding. Bases 1 to 714 code for a protein of 237 amino acids.